Molecule: messenger RNA, 1230 nt
Organism: Penicillium odoratum
Lineage: Eukaryota; Fungi; Ascomycota; Eurotiomycetes; Eurotiales; Aspergillaceae
Product: cysteine protease ATG4
Exons: 5
Coding region: 1-1230 (409 amino acids)
Molecular function (GO): protein-phosphatidylethanolamide deconjugating activity
Source: RefSeq, a predicted model, not a curated record
AUGGCAGGGGUGGAUCUGGAAAAAUGCAAGCGUAUAGUACAAUAUUUCUGGGAUCCUGAACCCAAGAAUGACACUGCCCCAGAAGCAUCAAUCUGGUGUCUAGGUCAACAGUAUACCUCCCGAUACCCAGAAGAACUACACAAGGACAGCACCACAGAUAGGGACCACAGCACCGGGCAGGCGGCCGAGAUGCUACACGAUAUGACCGGCGGCGCAUGGCCUAACGCCUUUUUGACGGACUUUGAGUCACGGAUAUGGAUGACAUACCGGUCCAACUUUGCUCCCAUCCCACGCAGUCACUCACCCGAAGCGACAUCCUUAAUGACAUUGGGUGUGCGCAUACGGACUCAGCUAAUGGACUCACAAGGCUUCACAUCUGAUACAGGGUGGGGCUGCAUGAUUCGAUCAGGACAAAGCCUGCUGGCAAAUACACUCUGCAUUCUGCUACUUGACUGGCGAAAAGGUGACCGGCCCAAUGAAGAAUCGAAGCUAUUAGCGAUGUUUGCCGACCAACCCGAGGCUCCAUUUUCAAUACAUCGGUUUGUUAAAUGUGGUGCCGACUCGUGUGGGAAAUACCCGGGGGAAUGGUUUGGUCCGUCAGCGACUGCCCGGUGCAUCCAAAUCCUGUCGACCGAGUGCAACGCUCCUAAGCUCGAGGUCUACGUGACAAAUGAUACCUCCGACGUCUACGAAGAGCAAUUCCUUCGGCUCGCACACAGUAAAACAGGGCAAUUUCAACCGACCCUUAUUCUCCUUGGGCUACGGCUGGGGAUUGAGCAAGUCACCUCAGUAUACUGGGAUGGACUACGAGCGGCUUUAAAAUACCCCCAGUCCGUAGGAAUUGCAGGUGGACGCCCCUCCGCAUCACACUACUUUGUGGGGGUUCAGGAUUCCCACCUGUUCUUCCUUGAUCCCCACACCACACGCCCCACGCUACCGCAUCACCAGCUCGACGAGCCAUACACCGCUGAGGAACGGGGGAGUUACCAUACUCGCCGCCUGCGACGAAUCCACCUUAAAGACAUGGAUCCAAGCAUGCUGAUUGGGUUUUUGAUCAAAGAUGAGGCUGACUGGACCGACUGGAAGCAACGAGUGAAAUCCAGCCCCGGGAAGCCGAUCAUCCAUAUUUUGACAGGAGAAACACAAUUGGACAAGGAAUAUCAAGGGCCUGGUCGGAAAGCUGCGGUGGACGAGGUGGAGGCUCUUGACGAUUCUGAUGAGAUGGAGUAA